This is a messenger RNA of Chara braunii, 3267 nucleotides long. The record is from the annotation of a GenBank genome assembly. Lineage: Eukaryota; Viridiplantae; Streptophyta; Charophyceae; Charales; Characeae.
ACGUGGCUAUGCAUUGACACGCAGCAAUCUUGACACGUGGCAAUCUUGACAUGCCGUUUUGCCUUGACACGUGGCGAUCUUGAUGACCUGAACAGGUAUGGCGAAAGACGAACAAGACGUUAAGCAUCCUCUUAGCCAAGCUGGUACCCCGUGUACAGGGCAGCCAUCUUCAGCAGCGCCAGGAGCAGCACACCCUCUUUCAUCCACAGGACACCAACCAUCUUCUGCCGCCGGCGCCACAGCAGCAGCAGCAGCAGCAGGAGGAGGAGGAGGAGGAGGAGGUGGUACAGUUACCUCUGCAUCAGCGGCAGCAAUAAAAGGAGGAGGAGGAGGAGGAGGAGGAGGAGGAGGUAGAGUUACCUCUGCAUCAGCGCCAGCAACAAAAGGAGGAGGAGGAGGAGGAGGAGCAGGUGCAGUAGGGGGAAUGGCUCCUUACGUACUCCGUCAUAAUCUUGUAGGCCAUCGCAAAGCGGUGUCAAGCGUGAAGUUUUCUCCCGAUGGGGAAUUCAUUGGCAGCGCCUCGUCGGAUAAAACCGUUCGGUUGUGGAAUUCCGCAGAUGGCACGUUCGAGGCCUCUCUGGAAGGUCAUUCUGAAGGCAUAUCUGAUCUUGCUUGGUCUACAGAUUCGCAGUAUCUUUGUACUGCGUCUGAUGACAAGACGGUUCGGUUAUGGGAUGUGAAAAGGCGGGAAGUGCUGAAGAUACUCAGAGGGCAUACGAAUUACGUGUUCUGUGUGAAUUUCAAUCCGCAGAGUAAUGUUGUUGUGUCGGGAUCGUUCGACGAGACGGUUCGAUUAUGGGAUGUGAAAACCGGAAAGUGUCUGAAGACCUUGCCAGCGCAUUCAGAUCCCGUUACAGCUGUGCAUUUCAAUCGGGAUGGCUCGUUGAUUGUUUCAUCCAGUUAUGAUGGGCUAAUUAGGAUAUGGGACACGGCGACGGGUCACUGCCUCAAGACUUUGAUCGAUGAGGAAAAUCCCCCAGUUUCGUUUGUCAAGUUCUCACCCAACGGUCGAUUUAUUUUGGCGGGAACUCUCGACAGCACUCUGAGGCUAUGGGACUAUGCGAACGGCAAAUGCUUGAAGACAUACACCGGUCACGAGAACAAGCAGUUCUGCAUCUUCUCCACCUUUUCAGUGACCAGUGGCAAGUACAUUGUCAGCGGCUCCGAGGACAAUCUGAUCUACGUGUGGAAUCUACAGUCCAGAGAAGUUUUACAAAAGCUCGAGGGGCAUACCGACACCGUGCUGACUGUGGCCUGUCACCCCACGGAGAACAAGAUCGCCUCAGGGGGCCUGGAAAAGGACAGAACAGUGAAGGUAUGCGCUGGGACAUUGCAUGGAACAGCUUGUUGCGCAUGUCCGCCGGGAUGUCCAACGGAACGACCUGGGACCAAGAGAUAUGAGCAGCGUGAGCAGUUUACGAUAAGGUUCGGAAGAGCGACGGAAGCAGACGGGGUGGAAGAUAGGGUACUGGGAAUGCGCAGGGAUAUUGAAUGUGGAGCAGCGGACAGGCUAGGUUCGGAAGAGGGUUAGAACUUAGACGAGGAGCGGACAGUUAAAAAGAAGUAAUGGUUGGUACCUGGACUGCUCGGGGACAUUGCAUCGAGCAAGCCCGUGCGCAAGAUGCCAAAUGGAACAACCUACCUACAGUCGACCCCCGAAUAGAACGCAUGGUGACUGUCGACCGUGCGUUUUUUUCGGGGGAGGGAGUUGUUCGAUUGAUUCGACAUCUCGGACGACCGUGCGUUUUAUUCGGGGGAGGGAGUUGUUCGAUUGAUUCAACAUCUCGGACGACCGUGCGUUGUAUUUGGAAGAGAGCCGGACGCGUUGAAGAUAUGGUUGGUUGGUUGGUUGGUUGGUACCUGGAAUGAUCAGGGGACAUCGAAUGGAACAGUCCACGAUGGGUGCAAGUCCUGUCUAGACAGUCAUCCCGAGUAGACUGCUGGCGCGCUAUGUUCUGAUUCAUCCCCCCUCGAACAGAGAACGUGGACAUCAUUCCCCCGGGGCUGUGCUGAAGGCUUUUUUGUCGGCGGGGACAAUAAUGAUGCGGAUGCGUCCUAUUCGGGAGAAGCAUCGUAGCCUGGCUGGCAUAUUGGAGUGGUUUUUACUCUAUCCAAAUCAACACACUUGCGAUGAUUGUAAAACGUUUUACUGACAACAUAGUUACCUGUGAUGAUGACAGUGAUGGGGAUUUGGAGGAGGAGAGGAUGAGGCAAGCAGAGAAUUGGGGAGGGAGGUAAUAGUGGAGACCAGAUUGAGAGAUCUCUGGAUUGGACGGGAAACAUGUGCAAAGUUGAGGACGGAGAGAACAAAUAUGUGUGUACGGAGAGAGAGAGAGAGAGAGAGAGAGAGAGAGAGAGAGAGAGAGAGAGAGAGAGAGAGAGAGAGAGAGAGAGAGAGAGAGAGGAUGCAGUUUCAUAUAGUGGCUGAUGCCGUUGUUGGUGUCAUGACAUAAUUAAUGUGCAUCGGUUGUGCAUGGAAGAGAGUAUAAGGGGCGUAGUCUUCUUGGAUCAGAUGUUCGCGUGCUGUCUGAGCACUGUUUUUUUCUUGCCUGUGGAUGUGCACCCUUCUUAUACACAGAAAAGGGAGAAGAUAUGGGGAGGGAGCCUUUCAGCUGGUACAGCGGUACUUCUUCCCCUCUGCGUGGUGCUCGAAGAGUUUUUUUCAUUCGCCAAGAUAAUUCAGUUUUUCCAGCGCCCAUUGUGUUGACAUCAUGGUCCUUCCAUCAUGGUAUAUAUAUAUGCCUUUUGGGGUAAAGGACUUAGGAAGCUAGGUUACUUACCCCUUCUUUCCUUUUUUGGUAAAAAUAGGUAGGUAGGUCACCUGGCUGUUCAUGGAAGGAAGGCUAGGCACCACCUUUCUUCUUCUUCUUUCUUCUUCUUCUUCUUCUUCUUCUUUCUUGCCCUUCUUUUUCCUUGUCCCUUUUUUUUUUUUUCUUCCUUGUCCUUUUUUACCUGUUUUUUUGGUUCUGUUGUAGACUUCCUAGUCUGUCAUCCAGUUUCAGAUGCUGGCCUGGCUUUUUGUAGUAUGGUGUGAAAAAAGCCGAACAGGUCAGAUGGCGCAGUUUGGAGGGGAGGGAUGAAAAGAGAGUGACGAAAUGGGGGUGGAAUUGUGGAGAGAGUUAUGGAAGUUCAGAACUUGAGGGUGAAUGAGGGUUGGUUGCAGCCGCAUUUGGAUUUUUGACAUUUUUUUUUUCAUGUUUUCGGUAGGAAUCCUUUUUUGGCGAUUCCUAAAUGCAUAGUUAAAAAAAACAAACACUUUUCCAGUUU